AUGGCGACAGAUACUUCGGAUCAAUCAGGAAGCAGUGAUAUCAGCAUUUACAAGGAUCUCGCAUCAUAUUCAUGGGAUACCGAUAAAGAGUUCCAGGGUGGUCUAUCAGCUAUAUUAGGCAAUGCAUCUUCACCUAAUCAAAUUCGAGAAUUGACGCUUCGGGCUCAGUGUUUCUAUCUCUCUCGUAAGAAGAAGAUUGACAUCAAUUUUGAUGGAUAUAAGGCAUAUCUGGCAACUCAUGUAUCCACAUCAUCUUCUACUGAUGUCCCUACGCCUGAUAGCGCCAGUUCAGUAAAUGAGCCUUUAUCUUCCAACAUUCCACAUUCCGAUCGUGAAAAUGACGUACCACCUGCUACCACUACAGCUGAUGAAAAGGCCCCGCCACCAUAUCCUCCAUCUUUUGCUGAAAUCGUCGCUUUAAUCACAGCUGGUGCUACAAUCCCGGGAAUCCGCGAUAUUCCUGAUACAGUUCUGACGGAUCAGGGUACCAAGCCAGUCGCACGAAAGCGUCGUAAGCCAUGGGAGAAAGACGUUGACGAGGAAACAAUUCAGGGUGGAGGAACUUUUGGCGACCACCGUGAUACCAUUAUCCAGCAAGAAUAUCCAACUGAUGCAUAA
This is a messenger RNA of Botrytis fragariae, 618 nucleotides long. RefSeq lists its product as uncharacterized. The record is from RefSeq and is a predicted model, not a curated record. NCBI's taxonomy places the organism in Eukaryota, Fungi, Ascomycota, Leotiomycetes, Helotiales, Sclerotiniaceae. Bases 1 to 618 code for a protein of 205 amino acids. The transcript has 2 exons.